This is a messenger RNA of Gongylonema pulchrum, 960 nucleotides long. NCBI's taxonomy places the organism in Eukaryota, Metazoa, Nematoda, Chromadorea, Rhabditida, Gongylonematidae. The record is from the annotation of a GenBank genome assembly.
AUGGUUCGUUUCGUGGUUAGGAUAUUCUUGUUAAUGGUAUUUCUUGUACAGUUGAGUCUUGAAGCCUAUCGGGAUGCUUGCAGGGCUUCACAUUAUCUAGGAUAUAGCAACGAAGAAACUGAAGGUAAAUCAUGGUAUAGUUAUGUGCAUCCCGACGAUCUGCCCGACAUCGCCUACAAGCAUCGUGUCUGUAUGUAUCAAGUUCUUUCACUAUUUCAUGCUCGUGCAUUUAUCUUGGAAAGUCAUACAGUGUACAAAAGUGGUUGCUGCGGAAAUUCUGUUUCCCAUUUCGAAACCGAAGCACUGUCACUGCAAGGGAACGCGUGGAUCUAUGGGAUCCGAGAUGAAUUCGUUGCACCGAGAAUCGAUGCAUGCAGCAAGGGCUGUAAGAGUGGGCGACUAGAGCUUGCUACUGCGCAUCUGCCACCAGUACUUGUUUCUUUGUUAGCAGCCAUCAAGAAAGAGCCAGAUAUAACGGAAGCCGGCGACCUACGAUGUCCGGAUCGGCAUUUCAAAGAUUUCAAUAACAACAGCAGGGGCCCUAUGGAAUCAACAAAAAAAUAUGCGGAACUGAAUUUCGGCAACGAUGAUGAAGAUAGUGAGCUGGAAGCACUGCCGGAACUCUGCUUGGAACAGAACAUUAAAGGACCGUUACCGGAUCUGAGGGACGAUCUUGAUGAUUUUUUUGAUGAAGUAGAUCAUCCCAAAACGUCAUUGCUGAAAUCACCAUCGACAAAGUUGCACGAAAAUAUGAAAUGUGCGGAAAACACAGAUUGUAGCAACGACCUGUCUGUACCUCCGUUGCCACUCGAUUCGGUGCUAAGACCACGCGAAAAAAUUCCAACAAUAGCCAAAUUGCUGCAUGGCCAUUUUGAUGUUCGGGAAAACUACAGAUCUAUCCAAAAACGAUCACGAUUUGAACAGCUGGGCAGCAGUUCAGAUACAGAACCUAGCACGUAA